CUCCGAUUUGUUUGUCCAGUCGCAUUAAAAUCCGUACAUUUAUGGCACGCCGGAAUCGAAUCGGUGUAGACACAGUCAGCCAUUCAGCCAUCCUGUCCGGGUGCUCUGGUCAAAAUCAAUUUGGCGGUUAUCACCGCAAAUGGACUAAGGACUACCAUGCACUGACCUUGUUUGCCUUGGGUCAAUAUGAUUAGGACUGAUGACCGAAACCGAAAUGGAAUUGCAAGUGCAAUCACUCCACCACUGACCACCAAAACUAUAAAUGUCCAGGAUCCGUGGUGGUACGGACUCAAAACGGCAAUGAAAUCGUUACGGAUGAGUAAGGAUACCAGAGAGCAUAGCAGACAGCAGCUGGAUAAAAAUGGAUCUGGCUCGGAGGACGAUGAUGAGAAUACCAUUUGCAGUGGAGCGGCCAUCAAGAGGAGUGUGGUAUACUAUUUAAAGAACACUACACUUCAUGGAUUGAAAUAUAUUGCGGAGGAGAGUAUAACGAUUCCGGAACGCGUUUUCUUCGGGAUUGCCUUCCUUGUGGUGGUUAUCCUGUCCGGAUUCUUCAUCUCCAACGUCUACUCGAAGUGGAGCGCCUCCCCGAUCAUCAUCUCGACGAGUGCCAAGCAAAAGCUGACCAGCAACAUGCCCUUCCCAGCCAUCACCAUCUGUAAUCUAAACCAGGCGCUGUACAGCAAAGUGGAUAGCAUACCCAGGACUAGCACCAACUUCUCCCUGCUAAUGGGUCUGUGUGAUCAAGGUGCCGACACAAGUAUCUCGUACAUCGGCACCUGGAAGUACUUCAAAGCGAUCCUAGUGGAGGUGGCUCAGCCCUGCGAGAAGAUGCUUCUGUAUUGUAGCUUUGGUUCCCGGGAGGAGGAUUGUGCGUUGCUCUUCAACUCGAUCCUGACGGAUGAUGGCCUGUGCUGUAAUUUCAAUGCCCUGGAUCCGUCCUAUCUUAUCCGGAAUUAUAGUGAUGAUGUCCGUUGGGAGCCGGCUCAGCCGAAUAUGCGUUACGAGCCCAUCGAUUGGACGCCGGAGAAGGGUUAUGCCCGCAAACUGCCCGAUUUCUAUUAUCCACGUACGUCCGGUGGUACUGGUAUACGAAUGGGUCUCACCGUGGUCCUAAAUGCCUCUAUAGCGGAAUACUAUUGCACCAAGUCCAUGAGCGUGGGUUUCAAGGUAUUGGUCCACAAUCCCGCCGAAUUACCAAAAGUGAGCAAUUACGGAUUUGUGGUCACCGCCGGACGUGAAGCCCGGAUACCGAUUGAGCCCGUAUACGAAGAUGCUCUGCCUAGUAUUCGAUCCAUCAAGAAAUCGGUGCGUCGCUGCCUCUUUUCCGAUGAAAACGAAUUGGUGUAUUACCGGACCUAUUCCCGUAAAAAUUGUGAACUGGAAUGCGAGGCGAAGCUCCUGCUGCGCGAGUGCAGCUGUGUGUUGUAUUACCUGCCCCGGAUCGAUCCCAUGGCGCGGGUGUGCGGUCCGAACGAUAAUCUAUGUACGGAUCGGGUGCAAACGGAGAUCGAAUCCUCGCUGACGAAUCUAUCCUGCGAGAGCUGCUGGCCGGGAUGCUUUGAACUCACCUACAAGGCUACGCCGUCAACGGCGUCCAUUGUCACGGAUCCCCGAUUCAUGGCCGGUGAGAAUAUGCCGGACUAUCUCUUUCAUGGACCGUACAGCAAUGCCAGUGAGAUGUCCAUCUUGCACUUCUAUUACAUGACGAAUAUAUUUCGUAGCACCACCAAAUCGGAAAUGUUUGGCUUCACCGAAUUCCUAUCCAAUACCGGUGGUCUUUUGGGUCUCUUUAUGGGCUUUAGUAUCUUUUCCGUGAUUGAGAUCGUUUACUACAUCACUGUACGUCCGUAUUGCGCCUCCCGGACACUCAAGCAGCAGCAUAACCGCCGGCUGGAGCAGUUGGGCUGGUUGACCCCCAUCCGGCCACCGGUGCGCAAGUUCGUCCGUCGACAGCGCUGGGGCGGAUUGCCUCCGUCUUAUAGUGAGGUUUAUAAACGGAGUUUUAGUCGCAAAAAACUGGGAAAAGUGGAAAAACUGGAAAAACCGGAAGCCACAAGGUCGCAGAGGAAAAGUUUUUGGCAAACUCUGCAAGUUCGUCCUGCGGAUUUGAAAACGCCGGAAUAUCCCUACUUGGAGUAA
Molecule: messenger RNA, 2142 nt
Organism: Drosophila bipectinata
Lineage: Eukaryota; Metazoa; Arthropoda; Insecta; Diptera; Drosophilidae
Gene: ppk28
Product: pickpocket 28
Biological process (GO): sodium ion transmembrane transport
Cellular component (GO): plasma membrane
Molecular function (GO): ligand-gated sodium channel activity
Source: RefSeq, a predicted model, not a curated record